Messenger RNA from Marmota monax (woodchuck), 2827 nucleotides. It is a transcript of the gene Ankub1, whose product is annotated as ankyrin repeat and ubiquitin domain containing 1. Bases 25 to 1752 code for a protein of 575 amino acids. Gene Ontology annotation, molecular function: protein binding. Lineage: Eukaryota; Metazoa; Chordata; Mammalia; Rodentia; Sciuridae. The record is from RefSeq and is a predicted model, not a curated record. The transcript is spliced from 7 exons.
GUCAAGGGUGCUGAAUUCUGUAAUAUGAGAACCAGGUGUCAGUUUGCUCCUGUGGCAAAGAAGCACUUCCUGCAACACAGAGGUGGCCUCUGCCUGGGAUGCACUGUGACACUCUUGGAUCUCCACAUUCUCUCACCUUUGACAGGGACAACCAUCAAUUUGGUCCUUAAUUCAGAUGAAACGGUGGAAGCUAUCAAGCUGAUGAUAAAGGAUUAUUUCCACAUUCCUCUCUCAGAAGACGAACAAGGCAGGCGGUACCUGGAGCUGAUGUAUGCAGGAGCUGCUCUAAGGAACAGCUGGAGUCUUGCUGAUGUUGGAAUAUCUUUCUGUUCGACUCUCAAAUGCUUCAUUAAGGAAGAAGACAAGCCCACGCUGUACGUGUUCAACGCUGUGACCCAAGAGACGAUGCCAAUAAUGGAGAGCGUUUCCCUUCUUGGUAAAACAGUGUCUGACCUAAGGACCGAGGUGACUCUGAGAUGUGGCCUCCCUGUGAGCGUCUACUGUCUGCGGACCCCCGCUGGCCUGGAGAUGUAUGAUCGCAACACCCUCCGGGACUACCAGACCCAUCUUGGCACAACAUUACGUUUGGACGUCUGGGAUGGAUGGAAGGAGUUUCUCAUGGGCUGCCUCCUUGGGCAGAAACUAAAAGUCCAACGCUAUUUAUCCAGAGAAGGACCAGUGCUCAAGUAUCAGAGAAGGGUUGCCCUGUACAUCGCUGCCUUCUAUGGCUAUGCUGAGCUCACUGAGUGGGCCCUGAAGCAGGGUGCGCGGCCCCAUGAGGCAGUGGGUGCCCACCCCUAUCGAGCAUGGUGCCACGAAGCCCUCCACGCAGAUAUCUCCAAGUGCCCCAUUCAUGCAGCUGCAGAAGCAGGCCAACUGCUGGUUCUGAAGACCUUUGUCCACUGCAGUGUCCUGUGCCUGGAAUGCAAAGACCCAGCAGGACAAACCCCCCUGGCCAUCGCGUCCAAACACAGGCAUAAAGACUGCGUGUUGUAUCUGCUGAAUAAAAUGUGGUCCACGGUCUCAUUUCUGAAGAUUUCUGUCCCAAUGAGGAUUUAUAUUAAGAUAAAACAAUGGAUCCUCAGAGCUCAGAGUCACAGCCUUCGCAGGAGCCAGCUGUGCAGAGCCGGGGUCCGUGGGGCGAAAGUUGGAGAUAUUGUGAUGGUGGAUGGUUUCACCCAACCCAAAAUGACCUCCAAGAGCUGGCAUAAGGCUGGGAACCAGGACUCACAAGGCAGCUCCAGCAAGCUACCGCCUCUCAGAGGACACACUACAAGCAGGAAGCCUGGGGACUCUGUGGCAGUUCCACAAAGGGAAGCGGGAGAUGGGCCCAUAGUGUUGCCUCCACUGGUAGAUGCGGAUGCAUUCUCUGAGUUACAGAGACAUCAACAGCAAAGUCAGAUAAAAAUUACCUCCACAGCUCGGAGGAAAGAAGGGCGCAUAAAAAAUGCCUACCUCCCCCAAGUGCCCCUCCCCCCCUUUUCAAGAGCGGGGUACUCGCUCCCCUGUUACUCCACAGAGCGCAGUGAGGACGUUUUACUGAAGUCCUGCUUCGCAUCUUUCCAGCAGCACAGUGGGAGGACUCCCAGGGAGAACGCCAUCUACUGCUUGGCUGUGGCCAGUGCCUUUAAGGAGAAACGAUGGCUUCAGCAGCUAGGAAUAGCAAGAGCCCUUGCCAAAAAGAGCAUUUCCCACCUGACCACCCACAGAGGCCUGGCAGCAGAUGAGAACCCUCCAGAAAUGUUGCUUUGAAAAUUCAGGACGACCUUAGUUUGGGAAAAGACCUAUUCCCGCAGAACUCCAGUUCUAGUGUUAACAUUCCUAAGCUAUCAUCUCUCCAACAGCCCAGUGCACGCGCACAGCUCUCGGCCACACGAUUUCCAAAAGGAUACCAAAUGGCCAACGAGCGCCAUGAACUCUUGGACUCCACCACCCCAGGAGAAAAGGUAGGGCACAGUUUUUUUUUUUUAUAGAGAGUCAGAGGAAGAAUCUACAUGAACGUGAAAACAGUACUUGUCUACAGGGUGUGGUAACAGCGAAGAUGAGAACCAAGGAUAAAACUUAGGAUUUUUACUUGUUUUCUGUUUCUUUGGAUCUGUUUCAGUGUUUUUAGAUUUUUAAGUCACAUAAAUGUAGAACAUAAAACAGAGUAAAUAAAUUUUUAAAAUUCUACAAGGAAGUCCUUAGGAGAGUUACAGAUACCAUCUAGGUUUAGCAUAGUGGUCCAGACAUCUUUUUAACUUCUAUUAAAACAUUGUUUCCUAUUUUUUUUUAACAGGUACUAACUGCCUUUUUUUAAAAAUUGUAGAUAGACACAGUACCUCUAUUUAUUUAUUUUUAUAUGGUGCUGAGGAUUGAACCCAGUGCCUCUCGCAUGCUAGACAAGCACUCUACCACCGAGCCACAAACCCAGCCCCUAAUUUUUUAAAUUGAGGAAAAGUUAACAUAAAAUGAGUUGUGUGGCUUGUAAAUAUAAGAUUCAGUGGGUUUAACAAACAUACCUUUGUGGGAAGGUUCUCCCAGUCAAGAUGAAGAAUAGCAGUUACCCCCAGAGAAUUUCUUCAACCUCCCGAGUCAGGACCAGAACCGAAUUCUGACUCUGUCUCCAGAGGUAAAGAUUUCCAGACCAUUCCAACCAUAUGGUUCCUCCCUUAUUUUUCCGGAUGACCUGACUGUCCCUGAUAUUUUGAGACUCAUUUAUACUGUUGAGGCAUUAGAAGUCCAUUUCUUAUCUCUAAGUUGCCCUAUUGUAUGGAUGUGCCACAAUGUAUCCAUUCAACUAUUUGGACGUUUGAAUUGUCUCCAGUUUUGUGAUAUUAUGAAUAAA